This is a messenger RNA of Arachis ipaensis, 1121 nucleotides long. The record is from RefSeq and is a predicted model, not a curated record. Lineage: Eukaryota; Viridiplantae; Streptophyta; Magnoliopsida; Fabales; Fabaceae.
ACUUACCUUUUUUCCCCCUUUAACCCAAAUGGAGUAUGGAUAACGAUUAACGACGCUUAACGUUCUGAACUUCUGAUAUCCCUGUGACCAACGAAACCCAACACAUUGGACUUUCCAAUUGAAUUCCAAUGGCUUUGAAAACUUGCUUCACUCUUCUCCACCAUUCACAACACUCUUCUUCCAGAAUCUUCUUCUCAAUCCCCUUUUUCAAUUCUGCUACCUGCAUUCUUCACAAUGAACCUCACAACAACCACAUCCUGCAUUUCUCAACAUUUUUUACUAAGAGGAAGCUCAAUCUUGCUCUUCUUCUCACAACUUUUCUUUCGAGCAAUUUAUCAAACACUAGUGGUGCAUUGUUGAUGGCUCAAGAGUUGGACUUGGAGCUUCACAGAUACACUGAUUCCAAGGAAGGUUUCACUCUUCUUAUACCCUCUUCUUGGACUAAGGUUGAUAAAGCUGGGGCAACUGCUCUGUUUCAAGAUGCAAGUAUGGGGAGCAACAACAUUGGGGUUGUCGUGAACCCAGUUCGUCUUGCAAAUCUUGGAGACUUCGGGAGCCCCGAGUUUGUAGCUGAUAAACUUUUACAAGCAGAAAGGUGUAAGGAAACCAAGAAAGAAGAAGAAGAAAUAGGAAACCAAGAAAGAAGAAGAAGAAGAAUGAGUGACGAGCAAUCAGAUUCCGCAAUGAUGAAUCCGUGGGAUAUCAGUGACCCGUGUGAUAUGAUAGACUUUUAUGCCGAUGAACCACCGCAGUUUCAGUUUGAGUCUCCGCCUCUGCCUGAGCCCGUCUGGAAUGGGGACGAAAACAAUGUAGGUGAUCCCCAGCCCCAGCCGUGUGCCAUGGACGUGAGUGUUAAUCAACCACCUCAGCCGGUUAUUGAUGAUGGUUUCCCGGAAGCUAUGAAGAGAACAGAGCACUCUUGGGGAAGCCCAUCAUCUGGUUAUCAACCACAUCAGUCUCAGCCUCAGUCAUGUGCCAUUGAUGUGUGUGGUAAUCAACCACCUCAGCUACCGUCUCAACCACCUCAGCUACCGCCUCAGCCUCAGCCUCAGCCUUGCCUUGGUCUCGGUCUCGGCCUCGGCUUCUUUCUGAGCCUCGGCCUCAGUCUGAGACGGAUAUAG